AUGACUUUUUGAAUGUUUAUUAAAUGGUAGAGGAUAGUGCCAUGGCGGAAGAGAGGGAGGCAGGCGAUGUUGAAAAACCGGAUAUGCCAGAAGAUGAGUUGAAAGAUGAAUCACAUCCGGACUUGGAGCCAAAGAAUGUUGAGCCAAAGGGUGUUGCUGGCAAAGAAGCUUCACCCCCAGAAGAUAUUCAAGAUGAGGUUGAAGUCAAUAAAAAGAGACACCUGAAUGUGGUAUUUAUUGGUCAUGUGGAUGCUGGAAAGUCAACAAUUGGAGGACAAAUACUAUUACUUAGUGGUCAAGUUGAUGACCGUACUAUACAGAAGUACGAGAGAGAAGCAAAGGAUAAAAACAGAGAGAGCUGGUAUAUGGCCUAUAUAAUGGAUACAAAUGAAGAGGAGAGGGUGAAGGGAAUAACAGUUGAAGUAGGAAGAGCACAUUUUGAAACAGAUACUACAAGAUUUACAAUUCUGGAUGCCCCGGGUCAUAAGAGCUAUGUCCCCAAUAUGAUCAGUGGAGCAUCUCAAGCCGAUAUAGGCGUGCUGGUUAUAUCUGCUAGAAAGGGUGAAUUUGAAACUGGAUAUGAAAGAGGUGGGCAAACACGUGAACAUGUUCAACUGGCCAAGACUCUAGGAGUUACAAAGCUUCUUGUUGUUGUAAAUAAGAUGGAUGAUCCUACUGUCAAUUGGUCUAAAGAAAGGUACGAUGAGAUCGAGUCAAAAAUGGUUCCAUUCUUGAGGUCGUCUGGGUACAAUGUCAAGAAAGAUGUUCAGUUCCUUCCGAUCUCUGGGCUUUUGGGUUCAAAUCUGAAAACUAGAAUGGAGAAAAGUGUAUGCCCAUGGUGGAAUGGUCCAUGUCUCUUUGAAACCCUUGAUGCUGUUGAAGUUCCACCCAGAGAUCCUAAUGGUCCAUUAAGAAUGCCUAUUAUUGACAAAUUCAAAGACAUGGGAACUGUCGUUAUGGGUAAAAUUGAGUCUGGGAGCAUACGUGAAGGUGACAAUCUACUGGUUAUGCCAAAUAAGGCUGCUGUAAAAGUUCUUGCCAUAUUCUGUGAUGAAGACAAAGUAAGGCAUGUUGGUCCUGGAGAAAACGUACGUGUCAGGUUAUCUGGAGUAGAGGAAGAUGACAUUUUGUCAGGCUUUGUCUUGUGCAGUGUUGCAAAGCCAAUACAUGCAGUUACUGAGUUUGUUGCACAGUUACAGAUCCUUGAGCUGUUGGACAAUGCUAUUUUUACUGCUGGCUACAAAGCUGUGUUGCACAUCCAUUCUGUUGUUGAGGAAUGUGAGAUUGUUGAACUGAUGCAGCAGAUUGAUUUGAAGACAAAGAAACCUAUGAAGAAAAAACCUCUGUUUGUAAAGAACGGUGCUAUUGUUUUAUGCCGUGUUCAGGUGAAUAAUCUGAUAUGUGUAGAGAAGUUCUCCGACUUUGCACAACUUGGACGAUUCACUCUUCGCACUGAAGGGAAAACUGUUGCUGUGGGGAAGAUUACUGCACUGCCUACUGUUGCUGAUAAUGCAUAAGCAACCUGGUAACUUAAAAGGUGGAGAUGGUUUCUUUUUGUUGUCUUCAGAGGCAAGAUGAGCAUAAAAGGUUUUAAUUGCACCGACAAAGAAGCAGCAACACCAGAAACUUAUGGUUCUCAGCAGCAUUUAUUGGAAGAGAAGUUGGUGAUCUUUCAGAUACGCACACAAGUAUUCACGAGUUUGGAGUCUGCAUAGCAUGGUAUUGUUUGGUAUUUGUUACUUUUUACUAGCAUCGAAUGAUGUAUUGUUAUCUAGAACAGUGUCCAAUAUGAGAUUAUUUGGUUAUACACUUUGCCCAUCACGAUUUUUGCACUAAAAUUUUGGCGAAACUUGAGCUUAUACACCUUGCACUAAGAUAUUGAGAUGGAUCUUUAUGAAA
Nicotiana tabacum (common tobacco) is the source of this 1899-nucleotide messenger RNA. NCBI's taxonomy places the organism in Eukaryota, Viridiplantae, Streptophyta, Magnoliopsida, Solanales, Solanaceae. The record is from RefSeq and is a predicted model, not a curated record.